UGUGUUCUUCCUCCUCUCCAGAAGGUGGUCAUGUCCUCUCAUCCGCGGCGAGUGCGGCUCAAGCCCUGGCUGGUGUCUCAGGUGGAUAACGGGACGUUUCCCGGUCUGAUCUGGCUGAACCGCGAGACCAAACGCUUCCAGAUCCCGUGGAAACACGCCACGCGUCACACGCCGCAGCAGGAGGAGGAGAACACCAUCUUUAAGGCCUGGGCCGUGGAGACCGGGAAGUAUCAGGAAGGCGUGGACGAGCCGGAUCCGGCCAAAUGGAAAGCGCAGCUGAGAUGCGCCCUCAACAAGAGCCGCGAGUUCAACCUCAUCUACGACGGGACCAAAGAGGUUCCCAUGAACCCGCUGAAGAUCUAUGACGUGUGUGAUAUUCCUCAGACACACAGUAACCCGGGUUCGGUUCCCACGUAUGAGACUGACGGCGAUGCACACACACACACACACACACAUAAAGCUAAAGCUGAUUCUGAUAAUGCUCUGUGUGUGUGUUUAGUGACGGAUCUGGAGGUGCAGUUCUAUUACCGCGGUAAGGAGGUGUGUCCGCCGGUGAUCGUCAGUAACCCGCAGGGCUGUCGUCUGUUCUACGGCGAUCUGGGGCCCAUCGUCAACCAGGAGGAGCUGUUCGGGCCGGUCAGUCUGGAGCAGGUCCGCUUCCCCUCCACCGAACACAUCACUAACGACAAGCAGCGAGUGUUCACGAGCCGCCUGCUGGACGUCAUGGACCGCGGCCUCAUCCUGGAGGUGAGCGGACACGACAUCUACGCCGUGCGCCUGUGCCAGUGUAAGGUGUACUGGUCCGGCCCGUGUGCACCCAACCCCAACGCUCCCAACCUGAUCGAGCGCCAGCACAGGGUCAAGCUCUUCUGCCUCGAGUCCUUCCUCAGCGGUGUGAUCGCUCACCAGCGCGGUCAGUCCUCGUCUGAGUCUCCGCUCUACGACAUUCACCUGUGUUUCGGUGAGGAGUGGCCCGACGGCAGACCGCGAGAACGCAAGCUCAUCAUGGUGCAGGUCAGACGCUUCGCCCAGCAGACUGAAAUAUGCAUGCAUGGAGGACUUAGUGUCAAAGAUAUUAGGGAAAUAUGAACAUAAUAAUGUCUACAUAAAAGUAAAAUAAAAUUAAUAAAUCACAUAACAUGCAUAUAUAAGGAGGAC
Messenger RNA from Sinocyclocheilus grahami, 1158 nucleotides. It is a transcript of the gene irf6, whose product is annotated as interferon regulatory factor 6. Gene Ontology annotation, molecular function: protein binding; DNA-binding transcription factor activity, RNA polymerase II-specific; RNA polymerase II cis-regulatory region sequence-specific DNA binding. Gene Ontology annotation, biological process: immune system process; regulation of transcription by RNA polymerase II. The transcript is spliced from 5 exons. The coding region runs from base 31 to 1089 and encodes 352 amino acids. The record is from RefSeq and is a predicted model, not a curated record. NCBI's taxonomy places the organism in Eukaryota, Metazoa, Chordata, Actinopteri, Cypriniformes, Cyprinidae. Gene Ontology annotation, cellular component: nucleus.